Molecule: messenger RNA, 1941 nt
Organism: Eriocheir sinensis (Chinese mitten crab)
Lineage: Eukaryota; Metazoa; Arthropoda; Malacostraca; Decapoda; Varunidae
Product: solute carrier family 2, facilitated glucose transporter member 6-like
Exons: 7
Coding region: 229-1941 (570 amino acids)
Biological process (GO): transmembrane transport
Cellular component (GO): membrane
Molecular function (GO): transmembrane transporter activity
Source: RefSeq, a predicted model, not a curated record
CCGCGUGAAAGUCAAAGGAGCUCCACUAAUUACUGCAUUAUGGGAAAAUUUGCUUUCAAAUUUGAAAAAUGAUUCUCUGUAUCGUGUGUGUGUGUGUGUGUGUGUGUGUGUGUGUGUGUGUGAAAAGAGGAACUGAAUCUGUAGUGGUUCAGUUACCAUGUGUAAGCAUAAUUAAUUCUUGGUGGGCAGUAGAGAACGUGUCUGCAGUGGCUUGCUCGGCGGUGCAGCAUGCAGACAUACUCCAGCAGCAGUCAGCCGGGUAACAUGCUCGACGCCCCCGCUCCACGCCUCGCCUCAGCUCCCGGCCAGCCCGCAGCCCCCGCCCCGGUGAGGCCGCUGAGCUGGGCGCCGCACAGCCCCACACUGGACCAAGAGAAGGCCGCCAAGGAGAAGGUGGAUUCGAACGCUGGUCCCCGACUGUGUGACCUGGAGAAGGAUGGAGUCCAGGACGCUGCGCUGAGGCCCACCCUGCUGCAGGUGGCGACCAUCCUGCUGUCGUCACUGGCCAUGCUGCAGUUCGGCAUAAGCUACUCCUGGCCCAACUCCCUCGCCGGCGACCUCCGCACCGACAACUCCACGCUCCUUGGCCACCAGAUCUCCGUCACCUCCGUCGGCCACGACCUCGUCGGCAGCCUGAUGUUCGCGGGCGGCGUGCUGGGCACCAUCCCGGCGAGCUGGCUGGUGGGGAAGUUCGGCCGCCGCAUCUGCAUGGUCGCCCCGAGCCUGCCCAUCUCUCUUGGCUGGGCGCUCAUCGCCUUCGCGCACAACGACAUCCUCAUUUUCGUCGGCAGGUGCCCCUGCCCCGCGCCCCUCUACAGUAACGCCUCGCCGCCCCGCAGGUUCGUCACCGGCCUGAGCCUCGGGAUGAUGGUGCAGGCCUCCGAGAUCUACGUGGCGGAGAUCUCCAACGCCAGCAUCCGCGGCACGGCGUGCACCUUCAUGGAGAUAGUAAAGCUGGGCGGCUUCGUGCUGGUGGUCGCGGUGGCCAUCAAGGUGUCCUGGUACGUCAUCGCCGGCGGCCUCGCCGUGCUGGCGCUGGUGUACGGCGGCGCCAUGCUGGCCGUGCCCGAGAGCCCCAACUUCCUCGCCGUGCAGGGCAGGGAAGAAGAGGCCCGCCGAGUCCUCCGGCGAUUCCGAGGCCCCGGGGCGGACGUGGACGCGGAGCUGGCCCUCCUGAGGCACCGCAACCAGCGCAGCGACGGAGCCUCGGGGUUCGCGGCGCUGCUCAAGCGGGACGUGCUGAGGAGCGUGGCGGCGCUGCUGCUGCUGAUUACGUUUCGGAGCAUGUGUGGCUGCGAGAUGAUCACCGUGCACUGCACACGCAUGCUGCUGGCCACCGGCGUCGCCCUGGACCACACGCUGGGCACCCUCAUCGUCAACUCGGCCUACUUGCUCGGGGGGCUCUGCCUCACCGUGCUGGUGGACCGCCUGGGCCGCCGCCGGUCCAUGCUGGUGUCCCUCGCCGUCAUGCUGGCGGGCAACACCGUGCUGGGCUGCUACUGCUACUCCUUCCCGGCGAGCGCCGUGCCCGGUCUGGACAUCGAGCUCUUGUCUCCGCUGGACACCAACACGACGGUCUCCUACCUCGCCGGCAACACGACUGUUCCCUACAUCGCCGGGCUGAGUGACGCCGGUGACUCGGAGCGCCUGCUGCCACUGCUCUGCUUCCUGACCGUCGCCUUCGGGGCCGGCCUGGGUAUUGCCGACAUUCCUCUGGUGCUGAUGGUCGAGUACUUCCCGACCAACAUCAGGGCCGAGGGCUGCGGGCUAUGCCUGACGUGGAUGCUGGUGUGCAGCACGACCAUGCUGCAGCUGUACAGCGUCCUCCUGGACAGCCUCACCAUCGCCGGCAUCUACUGGUUCUUCGCUCUCAGCACCGUGGCCGCCACGGUGCACACGCUCUGCUGCAUCAGGGAGACCAGCAAGUGCGACAUUGGCUGA